Ficedula albicollis (Collared flycatcher) is the source of this 2901-nucleotide messenger RNA. It is a transcript of the gene GMNC, whose product is annotated as geminin coiled-coil domain containing. Bases 1 to 963 code for a protein of 320 amino acids. Gene Ontology annotation, cellular component: nucleus. The transcript is spliced from 4 exons. Gene Ontology annotation, biological process: negative regulation of DNA replication; negative regulation of cell cycle. NCBI's taxonomy places the organism in Eukaryota, Metazoa, Chordata, Aves, Passeriformes, Muscicapidae. The record is from RefSeq and is a predicted model, not a curated record.
AUGGAGGCCAAAAAUAAGCAGAAGUGGGAAGCGUCUAGUGAAAAACCAUCAGAAACCCAAGACAGCUCUGAAAAGGAUUUGUUUGUGCUUGGUUACUGUGGCAAUGGCAGAUGGGGCCACUUCUGCAGCCCGCAGCUCGCUGCCCAGGACGCGGCGUGGCAGGGAGACCAGCUGUCCUCUCAGCUCUACAGAAACAAGCAGCUUCAAGAUACUUUGCUUCAGAAGGAAGAGGAACUUGCUAGGUUACAUGAAGAAAAUAAUAACCUCCGACAAUACCUGAAUUCUGCCCUGAUUAAGUGUUUAGAAGAAAAAGCCAAGAAACUACUGUCUGGCCACGGGCAAAAAACUUGUGCUAUCCUCAAAAGUACCAAGAGGAGAUUAAAAGAGGACCACUGCUUUGUUCCUCAAGAAACUCCUCAUGCUUCCAAAGCUAGAAGAAACCUCUUCAAUGAAUUCACUGCCUGUGAAGAGCAAGCCAGCCCUGCUGUGGACAGCUGGGUCUUACAGACUUUAGGAUUAAAAGAUGUGAACACUAUUGAUGAAGCUUCAGCUAACUACAGUGCCCUGUCCCCAGCCCUUGGAACUGACACAUACUGCCUGAGCCCUGGGGGAGCAGUAGACUAUGAGCACAGGGAAGGAGCAGCAGCAGUGUUUAGCUGCAGCCACAUGCCUCCAGGCAGCAGCAGCACCCAUCCACGCAGCCAGGAUUCUGCCUUCCUUCCUCAGUUUUCUUCAGCACCGUGCAUCUCCUCACCAGUGCCGAGUGUUUCCUCCCUCCCAGCCUAUGGGUUGCCUUAUUUGACUGGUGGUUUGUCACCCAACAAAACAGAAGUGGCCUUCACCACGUCCCUGAGUCCCCACCGCAACGUGAGAACGCACAGCUUCCACCAAGGACAGGCCUUCGUGCGCAGGGACGACGAUGGGGGAUGGAGGUUCACCUGGGUGCCCAAGCAGGCUGAAUGAUGCACCUGGAUCAAGGCUCAGCCACUGGGGAUCUAGGAGUCACACUUUACCUUGUGCACGAGACAGGUUCAGGCAGCAAAAAGGAGCUCCUCUGGGCUUCUCUAAAUGCUGCUCUGUCACUAACCCACUCCUCAUUCCCUCACAGAUUUUCACAGAUGUGACUCCAGAUUGUACUUGGAGUAUUAUCUGCCCCAGAUGUUCAAUUUGGAUUCUUUUCCUGGGUUGACCUGCUUUUACUUGUUUCCUGGGUUUUUAUCAUCAGCUCUUCCUUGUUACUGGUAGUAUCCAGGCUGGAGGGCUUUCAGCUUUGAUGAUCACUCUCACAGGCACCAAACUGGAAAGCACUUUGGGAAUACACCUGUCUCACUUUGGAAAUAACACCUCUCUCACAGAUAUCCACAGCUAACAAAGGAGGCUGAGGAUCAGCAGUUUCUAAGGGAUUUAUGUGUCUCUUGACUACUCCGAUUGCCUUGGAUUUAACAAGUAUCCAUGGUUGCCUUAGGUGCUGCACAAGACUGACCUACCUGCAGUUCCGUGUCACAUUCUUUGAUAAUGCCUCAAAAUAAAAGCAGGAUUUACUUCUAAUGCCUGGAGGCUACUUAGUGAUUUGGCAAGUGAGGGGAUCUUCGUAAGGAGUGAUUAAGAGACUAAUGUGUUUACUAAUAUGUUUUAAAGGUAUUUUGUCUGUCAAUAAAGAGAGUUUAUAUUUGGGGAGGCAGUAUCACUUAGUGAUUGGAAUGGGUCUUUGGGAACCCCAGCCUUCAAUGCCAGCUCCUGCCUCUCUGUGUCUGCCUGACUGUGAUGGGCUGAGGGUAAGACCAGCACUACUUUGAGAAUAAAACUCUCUGAGAGAAGGUGCUCUAGCACUGUACAGGACUUAACUUUCAGUAGUGCUACUACAUGAUAUUAAUGCUGUGAUGAUAUGAAGUCAGUAGACAUGAAGGAAGUUCACCAGUAUGUUUUCUGUUACCUUUGCCUUCAGUUCUACAGUAGUUUGAUGCCUAAGUACUCAAAAUAGAUUGACUUGGUUAUUCUUGCUUUCAGAAUGGGGCCACUGACACUGAGGAAGGACUUAAGUAAAAAUAACCAAAAUUGAGGAUUUUCUUUCAGUGGAUUCUUUUCCUAUAGAAAACUGGAUAUUCCUCUAUUUUUAGAGGAUAAAAAUAUUUUCCAAUAUUGUGCCUUAGAAUUGCAAUAUUUGAGACACUCCAUCAGGAGCAGUAAUGAUUUCCCAAAGGACUUCUAAGUAAACAAACUAUAUUUCUGAGUAGUUACUUUAAAGUAAAUGUGGCAGACUUCUAGAAUAAGAAAUUGGAAAGCAUUGAUUGUAGGCAUUAUUUCACUGGAUUAAAAAGCAACCAAACAAAAAAACACCACAAACCCACACAACAACCACUGCAAAAGAAAACCAUGACAAAAACUCGGUAAACCCCAAAAAACCCAAACCAAACAAUGCUCAUGGAAUAAAUGCAAGUAUUUGGGGGGCUUGCUGUAGUCCAUAAAAUUGUUGUCGAUUGAUGAAGACUGGUCAGACAGGACCAUUGCUUCUGUAGCACUUUUCUGCUUUUCAGUGAAAGUUGGAGAAAAAUCCUCAUUUUUGUUUCUCAAUGCAUUUCUUUUCUAUUAUUCUCCCCUUGCCCCAGUAUGUAAGAGAGCAUUGAAGAAAAUAUUCCUGUCACUGGAGUUUUUGUGGGAGUGUAGAAAAUGCCUGAACUUAACCUGAGUGUGUGAUGGGAACCCCUGGUACGGGUGAUGUGGGGGAUGCACAGCAAAGUGGGAAUACACAGUGUGGCCAGAGGACUACACCCAACACAGCUCUAGAUGCCACAUCUCUCAAAGCAGCUGUAAAGCAGAAGUAGAGAAACAUCUGUCUAUGUUUUCUAACACUAUUGAAUGCUAUUAUGUGUGAAUUUCAAUGCUGUGGAGUCAGCAGCACCA